AUGACCAAACUGAAAACAACUGUUGGAGCAGAGAUCUCUUCGCUUAGCGCCAGAAUGUUAGCUUCACGGACUAGAAUACAGGGAUCCAGACGUCUGAGUCGGGGUCUGGCCACCGCUUUGGACCAGAUCAAGGCUCCGGCUGGGUUCGAGUCGCGCGCUCCUCCAUAUGGAAAAUUGGUUGAUAAGCUUUUCAAGGUCAAACACAUUCUGAAUGAUCAGCCGCUCACUUUGGCCGAGAAAAUCCUGUAUGCGCAUCUUGUGAACCCAGAAGAUCUUUCUGGAUCGGGAUCUUCCAAAAACAUCAGAGGAUCCAAAUACUUAAAGUUGAACCCUGAUAGAGUCGCUAUGCAGGAUGCUUCUGCUCAGAUGGCUCUUUUGCAGUUCAUGACGUGUGGAAUGGCUUCCACUGCUGUUCCUGCUUCCAUCCACUGUGAUCACUUGAUUGUCGGUAAAGAAGGAGCCGAUAUCGAUCUCAAGUCUGCCAUUGCAACCAAUCAAGAAGUGUUUGACUUCUUGCAGAGCUGUGGAGAAAAAUAUGGUAUCCAGUUCUGGGGACCUGGUUCCGGUAUCAUCCACCAGAUCGUGCUUGAGAACUUCUCUGUUCCUGGUUUGAUGAUGCUCGGUACAGACUCGCACACUCCAAAUGCCGGUGGUCUGGGUGCCAUUGCUAUUGGAGUUGGUGGAGCAGACGCUGUUGACGCACUGACGGGAACUCCAUGGGAAUUGAAGGCUCCAAAGGUUUUGGGAGUCAAACUGACCGGAAAAAUGAACGGCUGGACUUCUCCGAAGGACGUAAUCACUCAUCUGGCUGGUAUCUUGACCGUCAGAGGAGGAACAGGAUACAUUGUGGAGUAUUUUGGUGAAGGUGUCGAGACUUUGAGUUGUACCGGUAUGGCCACCAUCUGUAACAUGGGAGCCGAGAUUGGUGCCACCACGUCGACUUUCCCUGUGCAAGAGGCCCACUACAGAUACUUGGCUGCCACUAACAGAGGUCCUCUUGCGGAGCUGGCCAAACACGUCAACCAGAACUACCAAUACAUGACUGCUGACCCUGGCUGUGAGUACGACCAGAUCAUCGAGAUCGACCUCAACACCUUGGAGCCAAGCGUGAACGGACCGUUCACUCCUGAUCUGUCUACUCCAAUCUCCAAGCUGAAGGAGACCACCAAGGAGAACGAGUGGCCAGAGAACAUUACUGCCGGUUUGAUUGGUUCGUGUACCAACUCGUCGUACCAGGACAUGUCGCGUGCUGCCUCGAUCAUCAAGCAGGCCACCGAGGUUGGACUGAAGCCAAAGAUCCCCUUCUUUGUGACUCCUGGCUCUGAGCAGAUCCGUGCCACCAUCGAGAGAGACGGUUUGAUCAACACCUUCGAGAAGAGCGGCGCCAUUGUGCUGGCCAACGCCUGCGGUCCAUGUAUCGGACAGUGGGACAGAGGCGAAUCUGCUCCAAAGGACACCAACGUGAUUUUCUCCUCGUUCAACAGAAACUUUAGAGCAAGAAACGACGGUAACAGAAAUACCAUGAACUUCCUCACCUCUCCAGAUAUUGUCACAGCCAUGAUCUACUCUGGAGACAUGGGCUUCAAUCCCUUGAAAGAUGCCAUCACGCUCGAAAACGGCGAGGUGUUCAAAUUCGAGCCUCCUCACGGCGAAGAGCUUCCUUCUGAAGGUUUCAUUGCCGGAAGACAGGAGUUCUAUCCACCAUUGGAGCCACAGCCGCAGCCAGAAGUCGCCGUGAACGUUUCUCCAGAGUCCGACAGAUUGCAACUUUUGGAGCCGUUCGAUGCCUGGGAUGGAAAGGAGCUACAGACCACUGUUUUGUUGAAGGUGGAAGGUAAAUGUACUACGGACCACAUUUCUGCUGCCGGUGUGUGGCUGAAAUACAAGGGACAUCUGGAAAACAUCUCGUACAACACGCUGAUCGGUGCCCAGAACAAGGAGACUGGCGAGGUGAACGUUGCUUACGACUUCGACGGCAAGCCAUACGGUAUUCCAGAGCUCAUGAUGAAAUGGAAGGACGAGCACAGAGAAUGGUGUGUGGUUGCAGAGCAUAAUUACGGAGAAGGUUCUGCCAGAGAACAUGCUGCUCUUUCUCCAAGAUUCCUUGGAGGCAAGAUCAUUCUGGUCAAGUCGUUUGCCAGAAUCCACGAAACCAACCUCAAGAAGCAGGGUAUGCUGCCGCUGACCUUUGCCAACGAGGCCGAUUACGACAGAAUCAGCUCCACCGACGUGCUCACCACCGUUGGUCUUCCAGACAUGGUGGCCAAGAAGGGUGACAACGGCGGAAUUCUCAAGGUCAAGGUGACCAAGAAGUCUGGCGAGGAGUUCGAGAUCGACUGUAAGCACACCAUGAGUGAGGACCAGAUCGAGUUCUUCAAAGCCGGUUCUGCUAUCAACUACAUUGGUAACCAGAAAAAGUUGAACUAA
Messenger RNA from Ogataea philodendri, 2427 nucleotides. RefSeq lists its product as uncharacterized. Lineage: Eukaryota; Fungi; Ascomycota; Pichiomycetes; Pichiales; Pichiaceae. Gene Ontology annotation, biological process: tricarboxylic acid cycle. The coding region runs from base 1 to 2427 and encodes 808 amino acids. The record is from RefSeq and is a predicted model, not a curated record. Gene Ontology annotation, cellular component: mitochondrion; cytosol. Gene Ontology annotation, molecular function: aconitate hydratase activity; 4 iron, 4 sulfur cluster binding. The transcript has a single exon.